CGGUGCUGCAGCGCUGGGCCGGCACGAGGGGCAGCGCUGGUGUCCCCGCGGCGAGCGGAGCGGAGCUGGGGGCGUGCCGUGCGAUGGGUGGGCUGAACCCGGGCAUCUUUUCUGCUUCUGACGGAUGCGCGGCUGCUCCGUUCCUUUCUCGCCGCCCGGCAGCGUCGUGCAGGCCGGCCGGGAGCCGCUCACCAUGCCCGGCGCCCGGCGGGGCCGCAGCACAAGAAUCUGAUUAUUUCUCCACCUCCCUUUGGCCUGCUGUUCUAUUCUGCCCAGAUCUGUGGUUCCAUCGUCCGAGAUUGAGAUGGACGUUUCCAGCGGGACAGCGGGUUAAUGAGAGGUCAUUCCAUUGAGCCCAAAGGUUUCCCUACAGACAGAAGGUGCUGCUGGUGUGUUUUCCCAUAUUUGUAUCCGCAGCUUUCCUCUGGACUGGGGCUAAAUAUAGAAUAAGUGACGUUUUCUUGCCAGGGAGAAGCAGAGCUGCUCAGCAGCUUCAAAUCUGAGCAUUGAGAGCCUCCUAAUCAACGCACGCCGUUAACACACAGCUGAUAAGCCUUGCGCUGUGAAGGCUGUGGUUAAUCUGAGUGUCAAGUCUGCGCUGUCAGUGUCUGUAGGCAUCUUCCCCUUUCUUCAGAUGGACUCGAGGCUGACGCGUUCGCUCUCUGACGUCCUGCAACUUCUGAAGGAUGCACACACCGGCACGGCGUGCCGUCUUGCUAACGAGGAGGUAAAAUAAUUUGACCACCAUGAGUUGGAGCUUUCUGACCCGUCUCUUAGAGGAGAUCCACAACCACUCCACCUUCGUUGGCAAAAUCUGGCUGUCGGUGCUGAUCGUGUUUCGGAUCGUCCUGACCGCUGUGGGAGGCGAAUCCAUUUAUUACGAUGAGCAAAGCAAGUUUGUGUGCAACACGGAGCAGCCCGGCUGCGAGAACGUCUGUUACGACGCUUUUGCUCCUCUUUCUCACGUGAGGUUUUGGGUGUUCCAGAUCAUCCUCGUCGCCACUCCGUCCGUCAUGUAUUUGGGCUACGCCAUCCACAAGAUCGCCCGCAUGGUGGAGCACAGCGACGUCGACAGAAGGUUCAGAAGCAAAAGCUUUUCGAUGCGCUGGAAACAGCACCGAGGCUUGGAGGAGGCCGAGGACGACCACGAGGAGGACCCGAUGAUGUACCCAGAAAUAGAGCUGGAAAGCGAACGGGAGAACAAGGAGCAGCAGCCCCCCGCCAAAGCCAAGCACGACGGGCGGCGGCGGAUCCGCGAGGACGGGCUGAUGAGGAUCUACGUGCUGCAGCUGCUGGUGAGGGCGACGUUUGAGGUCGGCUUUCUGGUCGGUCAGUACCUCCUGUAUGGCUUCGAGGUCAGCCCCGUGUUCGUGUGCAGCAGGAAGCCCUGCCCCCAUAAGAUAGAUUGCUUCAUUUCAAGGCCGACCGAAAAGACCAUCUUCCUGCUCAUAAUGUACGGGGUGAGCUGCAUGUGUUUGCUGUUGAACGUGUGGGAGAUGCUGCACUUGGGGUUUGGCACCAUCCGGGACACCUUGAACAGCAAGAGGAAAGAGCUGGAGGACUCUGGGACCUACAACUACCCCUUCACCUGGAACACACCCUCUGCUCCCCCCGGCUACAACAUCGCCGUCAAACCCGACCAAAUGCAGUACACCGAGCUGUCCAACGCCAAGAUGGCCUACAGGCAGAACAAAGCCAACAUCGCCCAGGAGCAGCAGUACGGCAGCAACGAGGAGAACAUCCCCGCCGACCUGGAGAACCUGCAGAGGGAAAUCAAAGUGGCUCAGGAACGCCUGGACAUGGCCAUCCAGGCGUACAACAACCAAAACAACCCCAGCAGCAGCUCCAGAGAGAAGAAGUCCAAAGCAGGCUCCAACAAAAGCAGCGCCAGCAGCAAAUCGGGGGACGGGAAGAACUCUGUCUGGAUUUGACCUUGGCUGAGUUUAUAUGUUGUCUUUUUCUCACAACCAGCAACCCGUUGAGUAAUGGCUUCCAUUAAGUAAAUAUUUGGUUCUGCUUAUUUUCAGGGAUGCUGUUGGCUAGCGAUUCCAGCUCUAAGAAAGUGUUUAUAUGCGCACUGUAGGACUGUACAACUUUAUUCUUCUGCCUUCCAAGCCAGGAGACAAAUAGGUAUAUUUAAAUCAUUCUCAUUGAAGGGUUUACGCUGUAUGUACAGUAUUAUCGUACAUUUAUUAUGCACAAUUUUUGUAUUUGUACACUGGAUCUCUGAAGUUACCCUUUUUUAUACGAAAGGAGAAAACUGUAGGUAGCUGUCAGCAUUUUGCUCCUUUUAUUACUGUGGUUCGUCGUCGUUUCCUGUUUGUUUUCAGUGUCAGAACUUUCUAUGCUGCAUUUGAGAAGUGCCUUGAACACACAGCACCAGGGAGCCAGAUCUGCUCCCUUAGAGCAGGGGGGGGUCGGAAACGUCUGCUGAUGGUGCUCCUGACUGUACCUUCUAUAAAAAUGAUGUGCUACCUACGAAUGGAAGUGUCACGCUGUGGCUGUUAUGUGCUACGUUUCUUCAUCCCGUGGAAAAUGACUUGUAAUUCCACAUAUUUGCAUAUUUAAGAGGUUUCUGAGGUCUCUCGUUACGUAACACCCUGCUCCAAACGUCCCAUAGCUGCCUGUAUGGGGGCCACCACCUGCCUGUCUCACCCAGAUGUCCCUGUGUCCCUUGUCCCCUGGGGUCACUGGGACACUCAUUCCCCUGGUCCCUUUUGUCCCCCUUGUCCCUGGUCCUCUUUGUCCCCUGAGGUCGUUGGGAUGCUCGUUCCUUCGCUCUCUUUUGUCCUCGCCCCGUGCCCCUUCUGCCCUUGUCCCUGUCCUGUGAGGUCAUGGAGAUACUCUUUCCCCUUAUCCCGUUUGUCCCCCUUAUCCCAUGGGGUCAUUGAGAUGCUUGUUCCCCUGGUGCUGUUUGUCUUCCUUGUCCCAUGUCCCCUGUCCCAUGAGAUCAUGGGGAUAUUUGUUCUUCUGGUCCCAUUUGCCCCCCUUGUCCCCAUGUUCCCUUGUUCCCUGGGUCUGUUUGUCUCUUGGGGUCGCUGCGAUGCUCAUUCCUGUGUUCUCUUUAGUCCUCCUUGCCCUCUGUCCCUUGUCCCCUGUUCUAUGAAGUCUUGGGGGCACUCAUUCCCCUUGUCUCCAUGUCCCCUUGUCUCCUGAUUGCUGUCCCAAGGUCAUGGGGACACUCGUUCCCCGUGUCCCUUUUGUCCUUCAUGUCCUCUGGUCCCUUGUCCCCUGGGGUCACUGGGAUACUUGUUCCCCCGAUCCCAUUUGUCUUCCUUGUCUCCAUUUGUCUUCCUGUCCCUUAAGGUCAUGGUGGUUUUCAUUCCCCUGGUCCCAUUUGUUCCCAUGUCCCCUGGUCCCACGGGCUGUUUGAGAUGCCCAUUCCCCGUGUCCCCUUUGUCCUUAUGUCCCCUGGUCCCUCACUGCGUGUUUUCAUCCUAUGGAAAACGCCUCGUAACUCAUAACAUAUUUACAUAUUGAAGAUGUUUCUGUGCUCUCUCGUUGCAUAACACCCCGCUCCCCGGGGCUCCCAGUUGUUCCAGUCCCUUUUGGGGCAGAUUGCUGUGUUUCCAAAGCAAUGUGCUUGGAUGGACUCGUGGUCACUCUGCUCUGUGGCAGCCCUGCUCCCCCGGCCCCACGCACACACGCUGUGUGUACAGGUCUUUACAAAACCCUUCUGACUAUAAACAGCAAUGCCUUAUCCCCGACCCCUCUUCCUCCUGUCACGUCUGAGGGGCCGAGUUCAGACGGAGCAAUAAAUGCACCGCUUCAUUUCUGCUCGAGAGGCCGGUCAGAUCCGCGGCGUUCUGCAGUUUUGGCAUUCAACUUGAAUUUAUAAUUAGAAAAAAAAAAGGGGGGGGGGGGGGGGGAAUGCAGUAUUUACUGCCCCUGGCAGUGUCUUUUUGGCCACGAUGAGCAUUCACAUCUGAGGGACGCUGAGAAAUGCCUGCUUUCUGUUGCUCUCCAUUCCCUGGCAGUUCCAGCGGUGCAAGCAGUGCGCCCCUGCUUUGAGACGACGCGCUCCUUGCAGGGGACGUGUGUGGCAGCCCUCUGCUGGGGUCUGUGGCUGCAGUUGGUUUCAAGGCUUCGGGUUUGGCUCCUUUCUCCUGAAGAAAUGAUAAUGCAUUACUUGAAAACGCUCCUUGCUCUGGCUUGAUGCAGGCCAUGCUGAAAUAAACGCUCAGAACAGAUCUUGGACCAAAAAAAAAAAGAAAAAAAGAAAAAAGAAAAUGAACGUACCUUGAGUUUGUUAACCUCUGGUUUUGUCUAUUAAAUGCAGUUCAGAAAAGCAGGCUGAGGCGGCGUUUUUGCAGUGCUGCGGGGAUGGGGGGGGUGCAGAGG
Messenger RNA from Lagopus muta (rock ptarmigan), 4341 nucleotides. RefSeq names its product gap junction protein gamma 1 (gene GJC1). Gene Ontology annotation, cellular component: connexin complex. The record is from RefSeq and is a predicted model, not a curated record. Gene Ontology annotation, biological process: cell communication. The coding region runs from base 747 to 1931 and encodes 394 amino acids. The transcript is spliced from 5 exons. Lineage: Eukaryota; Metazoa; Chordata; Aves; Galliformes; Phasianidae.